CAUCUCUGUGCGUCAUGAACGUCUUUGAAUAAAUGUGAUUCUUUUCUUGUUGCCAGUCAUGAAUGUCUACGCGCUUCAUGCCGAAUCGUCAUGAACAUCUCUGUGCUUCAUGAUCUCCCCGUUCGAGAAUAUCGAACGAAUUUCACUGCACAAUCAGCAUGGUAAUACGGUCGAACGACGAAUCAACAUAUACAAGUAUAUACACACACAUGUGUAACAUUUCUUUUUUAUUCUUUAUUUUUCAUCCAUGACUAUCGGCCGAAGCGGGUAAUGAUAACCCUUGGCCUAGAUUUAUCUUUUGAACUGCCCAUACGCUUUUAGAACCACCUAGUGGUUUCCCGGGCGUUCUCAGGAAAGCUUUCAGCUAAUUAAAGUACGUAUUUUGCCCCGUAGUGGGUAUAGUUGUCGUUCGGGCAUUUAAUACCGAGCGGAACCGCUCAUGGUAUCUAAUUUUAACUACGUCAUUGGGCCACGCCCUUGCGAGACGCUUUAGUUAAUUCAUUUAGGCCGACCGGGAGUGGACCGAUCAGCCAUUUAAACCAAACAUUUAUUUAAAACGUUGGUGAUCUUAUUUAUAAAGCUCCGUUCGGCCUUAUUCUAUUCGGGAAUUUUAAUCCCUACUAAAAUAAUGGUGUUGCAAUUAAUAGUAAGAAUACUAUUUAAUCAACCAAUGAAUACUCUCAUGCAUGAGUACUUGGUGUGUUGUCAAAGUAAUACCAUUUGGGGCACUCCGAUCGCUUAUAUUUAGCCGAUCGCGGGUUGGUCGGUCGGCCCAUUAAACCAAAUCAUUUAAUUUUAAAUGAUAAUGGACUUGUCACUGGAGUCUCGCUCGGUCAUUAUUCAAUUGAGGAAAUUUAAUCUCUACUAAACAAAUAAUGGCGAUGUGUAACUAAUAGUAAUAUUACUACAUCAUUUUAUUUAAUAUUUUCAUGGAUGUCCGACCCAUGCCGAACAGACUCAUGGGUGGCUUCGAAUUUAAAAAACGUGUCACCGAGAAAAUGUCCUCCAAAGGCGGUUCAGUCAAUAUUAUUUGGGCCGAUCGGGGAUGGACCGACAAGCCCAGUCAAACCAAGCAUUUAAUUAAAAUGUUGGUGAACUUAUAAUAAAACUUCAUUCGGCAUUAUUCUGUUCGGGAAUUUUAAUCCCUUCUAAGUAAAGGGUAUUCAACCAAUAGCAACUAAUACUUUUAAUGUAUUAACGCCCGAUGCCUAUCGGGACUUCAUUGUAUUAAAACGCGUCGCCGGAGUGAUGCCCUUCGAUGACACUCCGAUCGCGCAAUUACACCCAAUCGUGGGGUUAGGCCGGUCAGCCCAUUAACCCCGUCCUUUAACUUUUAAAAUGACGGUGAACUUUAUCUAUUGGAGCCAUUAUUUAGCUUGGGAUAUUUUAAUCCCUACUAAACAAAUAAUCGCUCAGAAGUAUUAAUACAUCACUUUAUCUAAUAUAUUUUCAUGGGUGUUCGGCCUCACCGAGCGGGUCCAUAGAUGCCUCGAUUGCUAAUUAAGGCCGACCGGGGUAGGCUAACAGCCUACUAACAUUAAUUAUUCACUUGGGUCUAGCCCCGUCUGUCCGUCACGACUUAACUUGGGGUAAUGUAACCCUUACCAAAUAAUGGUGAUGCAAUUAAUUAAUAGUGAUAAUUUCAAUAGUUAAUUAAGAGCAGUUGGUUAGGCACUUAGCUCUUUUGGAUAUGCCGAAUGAACUUAGCAUGCUGCAGCGGACAUGGCCCAUCAACAAAGAGCCAAUUGGAGGCAACCACGAUCCAGCCCACUUUUAGAGCAAAUAUGAUCUGGUCCUUUAUCGGCCGGGUAGAGAUCCAUCAGGAUGGAAGUCCAGAAUCACGGGUGGUGGAGCUCGUUCGGUGGGUUGGUCCGUUCGGCGAUCGGCAGCCGUCAGAAGGCGACCGGAAGUAUUCGUUCCUCCCUAGAUGAUGAGGUUUGGCCAUCUAGCAGAACUCCCGUUCGAAAGUCAGCAUGCUUUGAAGACAUUUAUCGAACUUACGCUCCCCAAUCUUUGUGGAUUUCUCCUCCCGUUCGGCAGGCUGGUUGAGACUCCGUGCGGGCAGAUUCGGCCUUUUGUCUUAAUGGGUUCCAGCUCAGGUAAAGAUCCCCUCCCUUACUGGACCGUUGAUCUUCUUGAAGGCCGUUCGGGAGAUGCCUUGCACAGGUCUGCUAUUGCCUUGAAGGCCGUUCGGGUAAUCGCUGCACAGGACUGUUCAUGUUCCCUUCCGGUCAAUUUGUCAAAAUGAAUAGGCAGGGGGCGUUCAGCAUGGGCUGGUUCUGCAUAUUCCCGUUCGGUAAAUGUUAGUGAAGUUUGUACCCUAUUCUCAGAUGAUCACCCUUCCUAAAAUGGAUGAGCAGAGUCUUGUAAGAUCAUGUUAGUGCUUUGGACAUCUACAAUUCAUUCGUUAGAAACGGUUGAGAUGGAGGUCCUCAUUCUUUUUGAAGUCUGCCCACAUGUUGAGUUUCCUGAAUGGCAUGUAACUAUCUGUUCGAGUUUUGAAGCCCCCGAUCGGCAUUCGUGCCUUGUGGAUAUGUAUUGAAGGGCACUGCAUCGUCCAGGAGAUUUCGUUCGGGUUGGGGUCCGAAUUUUCCUAGAGAUGUCUUGGGGUUUCAGAGGUUGGGACGCCAGUUGGCCGGAAGUGUCUCCUGGGAGGGGCGUUCGGGAGCUUCCGUUCGGUGUUCGGCUUCUCUUCUUUGGAUAAGAGGGAUUAUGUCAAAUCAUCAAAAAGUGUUGUCAGGAUAAGGAAAGUGGUGGGCACGCGGGCCCCACCCAUCAUUUCCCUCAAUUUUCCUUGGACUCCUGCUGCCGAAGUUUGUUGGGUGCAGAGAUUUGAUCUGAUCUAUGGCCAAGCUGCUGAAGUUGUUUCACUGGGUCAGGAGGUCUUACUCUGCUGCUGUGCUUUUCACCGUCGUUGACCAGUGAACUAGCUUGGAACUCAAAACAAAGAUGUAAACCUUAGAACAUGUGAAUUUUUCCUCCUUUUUCCCUUCGUUCCUUGAUGAAAACAGUAGCUUUUGGUAAAAAAUCAAGAACACAUGAAUCUUUUUGAUAUGUUUCCCACAGACGGCGCCAAUGUUGAGGUUUAGUCCCGUAGAUCCGGAAGCCCAACAUGAACUUCGGAUAUUAAGGACGAUGGAUUCGGUAUAAAAGUGAAUAAAUAUAUAAAAGGUGUAUGAACUAGCUAUUUUUACGUGGAAACCCGGAAAGGGAGAAAACCACGGGACUUUUUAGGCUAACGUCCAAGCCCGCUCUUUCUCAUUAAUUUGCUCCCAUCACUCCUUUACAUAAUACAAAAGUUGAAGUCUCCAUUAAUGGAGCUUGAAUAACUACUCUAAUCUAAGGAAGAAGAAGUAAUGCAGGAGAAGAGAACCAAAAAGAGGAUCCUUUCAUCAGGAAGCCAACCUUCCUAUUUAUAGAUGGGGGAGGGAGUAAGGGUUUUCUCCAUGGGCCAAUGGGCCUUGUUGGGCCGGAAUGGGGCCGAGUAGGUCCCAACGGGCCGGUUGGCCUAAAUGAUCCUUGCUAA
Cuscuta epithymum is the source of this 3526-nucleotide messenger RNA. The record is from the annotation of a GenBank genome assembly. Lineage: Eukaryota; Viridiplantae; Streptophyta; Magnoliopsida; Solanales; Convolvulaceae.